Molecule: messenger RNA, 4322 nt
Organism: Oncorhynchus gorbuscha (pink salmon)
Lineage: Eukaryota; Metazoa; Chordata; Actinopteri; Salmoniformes; Salmonidae
Product: synaptogyrin-1-like
Exons: 4
Coding region: 516-1223 (235 amino acids)
Cellular component (GO): synaptic vesicle membrane; neuromuscular junction
Source: RefSeq, a predicted model, not a curated record
UUCAAGUCCUAGCGUGUAGGCGUAUUUUUUAAAUAGUGAUAGGUUUAUUUCCCCGUUAUUGAAUAAGAUCAUGUUGUAUGUUAGGAGCGCGACUCAGUAAAAAUAAAAUGGCAAGGAGCUUGCUGUGAUUGUCGAGAGUGAGUGCGCGUCAAAAACUUGCCUGUGCCGUGUGCGCGCACUCGCUACUCACAAGAAUGCGUGUCUGCUCGGCUUCUUUCUCUCACCCCUUUAGAUGAGAAAGGGAACCUAGAAGGGGAAGAGGCUGUUGAGGUAAAUAAAUUAGCUUCAAAACCACAGAAAGCAGCCACGUUCGGAAGGUUUUGGAUUGGCAAAAGGGCAGAGCAGAGACUAGGAUCAAUUAAAACCGAGUCAAUCCCGUUACAACGGGCAGCGUUAUAAUAAUACCAAGGUCAGUACACUGUACACUGAACGAGCGCACAAACCCACGUAAUUUAACGUCUUAGACUGGGUACUGAAUUCGGAGACGGGGAAAUCACCACCAGCCGCAGCUGAAGAUGGAGGGGGUGAUGCAAGGGAUGCAAGCAUACGGUGCGGGGAAGGCUGGAGGCGCCUUCGACCCAUUGACGUUCUUUCAACAGCCUCAAACGAUCCUUCGGCUUGUGUGCUGGCUCUUCUCCAUCGUGAUCUUUGGCUGUAUAGCCAACGAGGGCUAUGUGAACCGGCCUGACGAGAUUGAGGAGUUCUGCAUCUUCAACAGGAACCAGAAUGCCUGUAACUACGCAGUGGGGAUGGGAACCCUGGCUUUCCUAAGCUGUGCUGCCUUCCUGGUCCUGGACGUCUACUUCCCCCAGAUCAGCAGCGUCAAGGACCGCAAGAAGGCUGUGCUUGCUGACAUUGGAGUGUCUGCAUUCUGGUCGUUUGUCUGGUUUGUGGGGUUCUGUUUCCUGGCCAACCAGUGGCAGGUUGCCAAGAAGGAGGACAACCCUCUAAGGGAGGGCGCGGACGCAGCCCGAGCCGCCAUUACCUUUGCUUUCUUCUCCAUCUUCACCUGGGCGGUGCAGGCCUUCCUGGGCUUUCAGAAGUACAAGCUGGGGGCUGACUCGGCCCUCUUCUCCCAGGAGUACGUUGACCCCACCGCCGACCCCAAUGCUGCGUCCCCCAUGGGCACUGACUACACGAGCUAUGCCACCGACAUUGACACCGCGGCCAGCACAGAGCCAGCCUUUGAUGGCUCUGCUGGCUACCAGGGCCAGGAGUACUGAGCCAGAGGGCCAACGGAGGAAGAGAAGGACCAGGAAUGGGCUUACUCAGCAUCGGGGGUGGUUUAAGGGGACAUUUUUGUGGUUUAUGGGGACAUGGGGUGUCUUAAAGGUAGCCAAAUCCCAGAUCUGUUUGUGUUAGCUGUGAUGAUGAAAUACAGGGCCUUCAGAAAGUAUUCAAACCCUUUGACUUUUUCCACAUUUUGUUGUUACAGCCUGAAUUUCAAAUGGAUUAAAUGUAGAUGUGUCACCGGCCUACACACAAUAGCCCAUAAUGUCAAAGUGGAAUUAUGUUUUUAGAAAUGUUUACAUUUUUAUAAAAAAUGAAAAGCUGAAAUGAGUAUUCAACCCUAUUUUUUAUUUAUGGCAAGCCUAAAUAAGUUCAGGAGUAAAAAUGUGCUUAGUUUGAGCAUGGUGAAGUUAAUUGGGUGUAUUGAUACAACCUGCAAAGCCUAGUCACUACAAAGAUGCAGGCAUUCUAACUAACUAAAGGAAACCGCUCCGAGAUUUCACCACGAGGCCAAAGGUGACUACAACAUUUACAGAGUUUAAUGGCUGUGAAAGGGAAAAACUGAGAAUGGAUGAACAACAUUAUAGGCACUCCACAAUACUAACCUAAAUGAUAGAGUAAACAGAAGGAGGCCUGUACAGAAUAAAAUAAUUCCUGUUUGCAAUAAGGCAUUAAAGUAAAACUGCUAAAAAUGUGGCAAAGCAAUUAACUAUGUCCUGUAUACAAAGUGUUAUGUUUGGGCAAAAUCCAACACAAAACCUUACUGACCAGUGUCUGCAUCAUGUAAUGGUUAUGCUUGUCUUUGGCAAGACUAGGGACUUUUUUAGGAUAAAAAGAAAUGGAAUAGAGCUAAACACAGGCAAAAUAUUAGAGAAGAAAGAACCUGGUUCAGACACUGGGUGACAAAUUCACCUUUCAGCAGGACAAUAACAUAAAUCACAAGGGCAAAUACACAAUGGAUUUGCUUACCAAGACGCCAUUGAAUGUUCCUGAAUGGCCUAGUUACAAUUUUGACUUAAAUCAACUUGAAAAUCUAUGGCAAGACUUGAAAAGGCUAUCUAGCAAUGAUCAACAACCAACUGGACAGAGCUUGAAGAAUUUAAAAAAGAAUAAUGUGCAAAUAUUGUCCAAUUCAGGCAUGCAAAGCUCAGGGGUGUGAAUACUUAUGUAAUUAAAUAUUUCUGGAUUUUAUGUUCAAUACAUUUGCAAAAAAAAUGUAAAACAUGUUUUCACUUUGUCCUUAUUAGGUAUUGUGUGUAGAUAAAAUACAUUUAAUCCAUUUUGAAUUCAGGCCGUAACACAGCAACAUGUGGAAUAAUUUGAGGGCUAUGAAUACUUUCUGAAGGCACUGUAGGAGUUGGCAAGAUAGCACUAACAGAUCUGAGACUUGAAUACCUGACAGGGACUUUGGGUGGCUAACAGGGUGGGACUGGACCAAGGGUUGGCAAUCACUGUGUGUGUGAGUCAGAGUGCUACAACAUUGCUGGGAAUGUGGAGGCAGGGUAUGAAAGAGAGCGAGAGUCUUCUCAGAGACCAUAGUCGGUGUGUGUGUCGGUGUCCAGAAGCGGUUUGCCUUUAGUUGGUUGGCCACCUCCAUGGGAUCAGACAGAGUUCUAUCCAGAAGAGGGUUAUUUUCUGCAGCCUUAAUUCACCUAUGUGUCCCAGUUGUCCACCCUUAUCCCAAAGUGUGCACUUGCAUACUCCCCAUCAUGGAUAAAAUGGGAUUGGUGUAAGCAUUGGCUGGAAGGAGUUUCCACCAAACCUUGAUGGAGAGUGUGCAAGUGCACACUUUGGGAGAGAGGUGGGGAGUCGGGAUGCAGUCUUGGAACUCAUACACACCUAUACUAGCACAUAUAUCAACACAAAUUAAAAAAGGAACGUUAGGAAUGCACUUAGUGUGCAAACCUACUUUCUGGCAAACAUAAAGGGACGAGAUAGUCACCUGAUGAUAUAGGUGAUGGGACCUGAACAACGCAAGUCCUAUGAAACACCACUGUGUUUUGUGGGCCUCAACACUAUAGCCUGGUCAUUGCACAAUGACCUAGGACCUGCUUGCCAUCCCUUUUCAGCCAGUUUAGCGUUCUUUGUUUGGCAAAUGUAAAAUGGCACUGUUUGGUGUCUACUCUUGGCCAUAUCUAUGCCAAAUUAACACCCAAGCCUAACCCACUGUUAACGGUGCUAAAUCUGAAAGGUUAUCCCAUCAUACAGGACAAAGGACAGGGUAUGACAUACAGGAACCAAACAACUAACAGUAAAGCACAACUAUAGACGCGCCACAUUAACAUAAAUUGAGCUGUUGCAGAUGUGCUGCGUCAUCACCAGCGCAAACUCCGAUAUUGUCCUCAACUGUUCAUAGCAGAAAAUUCUCGAACUAGAUAAAUCGGUAAACAUUUAAUCAAAUUCUUAAGCAUUCCAUCAGCAGACGCCAAAUUCUAUAUUGAUGACGUGUAAGCACUAAUUAAUAAGACCAAUGUACAUAACCAACUUAAAAGCCAAGUCCUUUCCGCCAAUAACCAACCCCCAUGCACCAACGUUGACUGCCAACCAAAAUGUGACCAACACUGGCUUGACACUAAUAACUGACAUUGUGUAUGUCCUUAAAAUCAAAGCGAGAGUGUCAAUUGCAUACUCCUGUCCUCUCUCCUUACGUACAUAUCAAAAGAAUUGGAGGAUAAAGUCAGAGGGGCGGGAUCUCUGUUUUUUUCAUCCAACGGUUUAAAGAGAAGGGGGUGAGAAGAGAGGACGCGAGGAGUAUGCCAUUGAGAUUCUCCCAAAGUGGGCUCCAAAGCCUCUCAUUUGACUUAGCACUAGAAUACCAGCAGUUGAUUUCAGACUGACCGGUGCUUGUUAUCUCUUCUUUCAUGCCAACAGCUGAAGACUUUAGUGAUUUCUGUUUCCAAAUGUUUGUAAUGAUCCAUGUAUGUGUAACUGAGUGGGGUUUUUUCCAAGGCAAAACGUGCUCAAGAAUUGUAUAUAUAUUCUACUAUUUUUUGUAUAUAUACAGUAGCAGUCUGUUUGGACACAGCUACUCAUUCAAUAGUUUUUCUUUAAUUUGACUAUUUUCUACAUUGUAGAAUAACAGCAAAGACAUC